AUUAGUUUUCGGAAAAAUUAUAAUGAGAAAAUUUAAAAGGUUUAUUCGAGAAAAAACGAAGUUACCAGUUAGAGAUAUUACUAAAUUGUAUAAAAGUAUUGUGCUACCAAAAUUAUGGCUCAUCUGUUUGGUCAAAUGUGGCAACGUCAAAGUUGAGAAAUUUAGUCAACUUGCAAAAACAAUUUCUCGUUUUAGGUUUAAAUAAUGAUUUAACAUAUCCAUUAGCCGCAUUACAAGUGGAAUGUGGUUUAUUACCAUUUGAUUUGUAUCUAUUGUAUAAGGGAAUUAAAAAAGCUAUGUCGAUCAAAACACGAGUCUUUUAA
This is a messenger RNA of Didymodactylos carnosus, 323 nucleotides long. NCBI's taxonomy places the organism in Eukaryota, Metazoa, Rotifera, Eurotatoria, Philodinida, Philodinidae. The record is from the annotation of a GenBank genome assembly.